AUGUAUAUAAUCAACCAAUUAUUGCACCCCCUUGCAGCCAUUGUUACAUAAUUCGAUUAGAAAAUAUUAUCAUUAAAAAGACAAACAAAUUCAGCAAGUUACAUUCUAUCCCCUUAAAUCUAUAAUAACUUCCAAUCAGCCAUGAAGCCCAGUAGUAAAAGAAAGAUCAAGAAAAAAAUAACAAAACACAUCAUACAUUUCAUCAUAUUCAAAGAGGAGCAUCUAAGUUCUCCUCAUAAUACAAAUCAAUAUCUACUAACAAAACACAUAAACUAAGAAAUUUGCAAAGAUGUUGACCCAAAAGAACCUGGCAGCCACAAUCGAGUGAUCCACUAUUUUAACUCUAAGACUCAGAAAGACUAGUUAAAGACUGCAUUGAUAUGCUAAACAAAUAACCCUGAAUAUACUCAAUCACUAUUGUUUAAUGUUAUUAUUUAUUCCUUAUAUUUAGUUUUAUAUAAUUUUAUUAAUGAUGGCUUCUCUAUAAAUUAAACUAAGUAAAUUAGAGUCUUUUUAUACCGACCAUCCCUCGAAUACAAUUAAAGACCCUGCUAAUAAUGCAAUAAAAAUUUUUUGAAAUUCUAAUGA
Messenger RNA from Paramecium tetraurelia, 588 nucleotides. RefSeq lists its product as uncharacterized. The transcript has 2 exons. The record is from RefSeq and is a predicted model, not a curated record. Lineage: Eukaryota; Ciliophora; Oligohymenophorea; Peniculida; Parameciidae.